AUGGAACGAUGCAAGCGGAAGCGGGCAGUGGGACCCAACGGAAGCGAUUGCCGCCGGUCAAAGAAGUCUCCGGGCAGGCCAUCGUCAGCAUUCUUCAAGAUAAUAUUAGCCUCCACUAUUCAUGAGAAGAAGCUGAGAAUCCCUGAAAAGUUUGUGAGGAAGUACAGUGAUGAACUCUCUGAUGUUGCCAUUCUCACUGUUCCCACUGGCCACGUUUCGCAUGUGGGAUUAGAGAAGGCUGACAAGAUGCUCUGGUUUUGUGAUGGUUGGCAACAAUUUAUGGAACAUCAGUCAAUCAGUCGUGGGUACUUUUUAGUCUUCGAAUAUAAAGGGAAUACGAGCUUUGAUGUUCUUAUCUUUGAUUUGACUGCCACCGAGAUCCAGUAUUCAUGCACUAUUCGCAGAAGUUCUAAAGAAAACAAUAAUGGAAAGCUAAUCGAAUUAUCUGAUGAUGAAGAAAUAGAAGAUGAUGACUCAGAUGAAAUGUCGGGGUCCACAGGUUUUGUUGGAUCUUCAUCUAAAAUUAGACUGGGACAAGACAGAAAGGGUAAAGGCGCAGCUUUGUUGGAGAGCUCGGAAACCACUCCUCGAAGUCUAACAAGAAGCAAAAGAUAUAAAAAAGAUCUGGGGCAAACAAUUAAAUUAGAGAAUUUGCAUAGAGCGUGUGGAAGAAAACCAAGCAGAAGCAAAGCGUCAAACUGGCAAGAUUCUUUGUUGGAUAAAUCCAAGAGUGUGACUAAGAAUAUUCAGAAUUUACAAGCACCGGCUCCACCAGUUCGUGAUGGGGGUUUUGAUCAGUCAAAUGAGAAUGAUCUCAAGGACAAAACAUUUAGAAUUGAUGUAGAGCAGCAGCAUCCAACAAAAAUUGCAAAUAGUUCACUUGUGGCGAUUCAAAGAAAUAAAGAUAUAACUCAUCAGACUACAAAUCGAAGAACUGUUUCUAGUAAGCUUUCAGACUACUUUUUCUCCCAGAAGUGA
Cornus florida is the source of this 978-nucleotide messenger RNA. RefSeq names its product B3 domain-containing transcription factor VRN1-like. The coding region runs from base 1 to 978 and encodes 325 amino acids. Gene Ontology annotation, molecular function: DNA binding. NCBI's taxonomy places the organism in Eukaryota, Viridiplantae, Streptophyta, Magnoliopsida, Cornales, Cornaceae. The record is from RefSeq and is a predicted model, not a curated record. The transcript is spliced from 2 exons.